Messenger RNA from Bactrocera dorsalis (oriental fruit fly), 819 nucleotides. RefSeq names its product malonate--CoA ligase ACSF3, mitochondrial (gene Acsf3). Lineage: Eukaryota; Metazoa; Arthropoda; Insecta; Diptera; Tephritidae. The transcript is spliced from 4 exons. The coding region runs from base 46 to 681 and encodes 211 amino acids. The record is from RefSeq and is a predicted model, not a curated record.
ACCAAAGAGGAAGAAACUUAUGAAUUUUACUUCAAAAUUUUAAUAAUGCUUGCAAACAAAAGUUCUAUUGCGUUUAAAUAUAUAUAUACGCGAAUAAUAGUGACGAAAAAGAUUUCAACAAAUAUAAAGAUUUUUGAACACCUUGGACAUUUGAGAGAACAUUUUAGAAAGGAAGAAGAAAAUGGUGGGGCGGUACCUAUUUUUAAAAAAGUGUUGUUACAUGCAGAUCAUAUUGCUAUUAAAAGUAAUACUACUGAAUAUUCUUACCAACAACUAUAUUUAGGCUCAAAAAAGUUAUCCAUUCAAAUAUCCAACAUAUGUGGUAGUGGUGCAUCAUGUAAUGUUGCAGUUUUUUGUGAAAAUAACGCUUUAUUACCAUUAACGCAAUGGGGCUGUUGGAUGUCUGGACAAGUUUUUAUGCCACUUCUACAUAAAUUUCCAUUUGAAACAUUAAGUUUUAUUAUUGGUGAUUCCAAAUCAAAAAUAAUAAUUUCUGGACAACUAUAUGAAAAGAUAGCUAAGAAGCUUGCUGCAAUGUUUGAUAUACCACUAAUUAUUAUUGAUCACCAUUUUAUACCAGAACACAGCAUAAAUCAUCAUUUUUUGGAAAAGACUUUACUUACGGUCGGCAGUAAUGUUUUUAUAGAAGUGCAGCUAAAAAACCAAAAGGAUGUCGAAUAACACAUAAAAACCUACUCUCGAGAAUAAAGGGAACUUCAAAAGCAUGGGAUUAUAAAUCAAGUGAUGUUUUGCUAAACUUGUUGCCAGUAGAAUACAAUAAUUAUAGCGUACAUUCUAUGAUGUGCUUGCUAAGUGUUG